AUGGAAACUCCACAGUCUCUAGCCAUUGAGAGUUUCUCCUAUAGUUGGUUAUCUCAAGAUGUGCUCCCAAGAAUAUCUGCCGACAUUCAAGAAUUCAGCUACGUGACGGACCAGAACUUCAAAUUUGAUGGAAUUGCUCCAACAACACCUGCAGUUUUCAUCCAUGCUGAUGAGCUUUUCACCAAUGGCUUCAUCAGACCUGUUUAUGUCGAUCCUUCGAAGAGGGAGUCGUGCGAUUCCUUGGAUUCGAUUCAAACCAUGCCUCCUAGUUCACCCUUCUCUUCGACAACCGAAAUUUGGGAUUGUUGCGGCUUUCUUAGACGGUGCGGGAAAUCGACUCGGAGAAUGUUGAGAAAUCUUUAUGGAAAUCUCAGACCUUUGGUCGUGUUCUUGAGAAAAAAUAGCAGGGUCGAUGAUGCUGACAGGAGAACUCGGAAAGUUGAGAGCUCACCACGAGCAUCUCCGCAACGGAGGACAAUGGCUAGUUCAGUGGGUGACUCGACGAGUCAUCUUGAGAACUCAAUUUAUGAAGCUGUUCUCCAUUGCAAAAGAUCUAUAGGAAUUGCAGACAUGAAACAUGAAUAUGGUGGCAGCUGAUCACACGCCUCAAUUUUCUCAUCUGCUUCAUUUCUCUGUCUU
Messenger RNA from Hibiscus syriacus, 639 nucleotides. RefSeq names its product probable membrane-associated kinase regulator 6. Lineage: Eukaryota; Viridiplantae; Streptophyta; Magnoliopsida; Malvales; Malvaceae. The record is from RefSeq and is a predicted model, not a curated record. The coding region runs from base 1 to 597 and encodes 198 amino acids. The transcript has a single exon.